Lycium ferocissimum is the source of this 739-nucleotide messenger RNA. Its product is annotated as (R,S)-reticuline 7-O-methyltransferase-like. The transcript has 4 exons. Gene Ontology annotation, molecular function: S-adenosylmethionine-dependent methyltransferase activity; O-methyltransferase activity. The record is from RefSeq and is a predicted model, not a curated record. The coding region runs from base 14 to 739 and encodes 241 amino acids. NCBI's taxonomy places the organism in Eukaryota, Viridiplantae, Streptophyta, Magnoliopsida, Solanales, Solanaceae. Gene Ontology annotation, biological process: methylation.
AAGUCUGGCACCAAUGUUCCUGCUCGAAACCAACCCAAUUCUCAUGGCCUCAUGGCAUUGUUUCAGCAGCUGCGUGAAAGUGGGUGGAAGUGCAUUCAAGAAAGCUCAUGGGUCUGAAAUUUUUAAGAUGGCUUCAAAAGAUGCAGAGUUGAAUGAGAUUUUCAGCAAUGGGAUGAAUUCAGUGACAAAAAGCACAAUGAAGGCAAUACUUACAGGGUAUAAAGAUGGGUUUAAUUCCAUUACAUCACUUGUUGAUGUAGGUGGAGGGAUAGGGGUUGCCAUGUCUGAAAUUGUCAAGGCAUAUCCUCAUAUAAAGGGGACAAAUUUUGAUUUGCCUCAUGUUGUGUCAACAGCUCAAAAAUAUGAGGGUGUUUCUCAUGUUGGGGGUGACAUGUUUCAGGCUAUCCCACCUGCUGAUGUUGUUGUUGUCAAGUGGAUAAUGCAUGAUUGGGGAGACGAAGAUUGUUUGAAGAUUGAGUGGACUUUUUCCUUGUGUUCUGAUUGUGGGUUAAGAGUUUUGCAUAUUUGGUUGUUCAUCAUUGUAUCAGAUGUUUCUGUUUUUUUUUUUAAACCAACAUGUAACUCUAGAAGGGUGACCAAGGAAAACAGGGGAGCAGGAGUGCUGGAGAACGUUUCAGAAGGGGAGAAAUAUGCAGAGCAUGCUCUUAGGAAGUUCGUUCGUAACAGGUCUCCAGAGAUUAUGCCGUCUAUCAAUGGCUUCUUCAACGACCCAAAGUGA